AUGCUGCUUGCGUUUGUUUUGCUCAAUUUGCUCUCGGCCUUCGCCGUUACGGCGAAUGUGCGACAAAGGAGGUACCUCGUUUAUCCGGACGGUGGGCCGGCCCGCGCUCAGUUCAUUAUAGGUCUGGGUGUGCCUGUAGAUUUAAAGGAAGCAUCUGUUACUGUUGGUACUGUCAUCAAAUUCCAAUACGAUUUACCAACAAACAGCAGUGAAUAUACGAGCAGGAUUUAUGGAUUCGCUGAUACUGUCUCUAGGGAUAUGAAUGACAACCCUGAAGAGGGGGAAGACAAAGAUAUCGAGCCUGCGAACGGCUAUUCCAAGGGUAAUACAGGAAAUGAUUUAUUAGAUAAUGACAAUGACACCCUAGUGGACAUAACUUUCGACGAUAGAAGAAAACGGUCAAUUAUGUUUUCCGAAGGAGGUAUGAUGAACAGCAUUGAUACGACAAAAUCAAGCUCCCAGUUAUCGCUUGAAGAAGCUAUUAAAAGACAAGAAUUAAUUGAUCAAAAGCAUGUGGAAGAGGAGCAAGAACCACAGAGAAUGAAUAGAUGGGACUUUUAUAAGAUUUUAGAGCACAUGGCUGAAAGGUACGGAUAUACGGGUAGACCAUGCCUGCUCCGUACGAUCUGCGAGGCGGCCGAGGUUCCUUUCACACACGAAAACGGUUUGCUCGGAGAAAUUGGCCAUAUAUUAUUCACGCCAUCAACAACCAAUGAUCCGCUGUCACAUCACACGGAUAAUGAAUACCAUGCGGCUGAGAGAUUGGGACGAGAGGCAGAGGGGUAUUGCGAAAGACACUUCCCUGAAUGCGAGGGCUCAGUUCUAGAUACGUUCUCUGAAAUUGGUGUGGAGACUUUGGAAAAAUUUGGUUUGCUC
Iphiclides podalirius (scarce swallowtail) is the source of this 876-nucleotide messenger RNA. The record is from the annotation of a GenBank genome assembly. Lineage: Eukaryota; Metazoa; Arthropoda; Insecta; Lepidoptera; Papilionidae.